This is a messenger RNA of Penicillium alfredii, 564 nucleotides long. RefSeq names its product cupin domain-containing protein. The record is from RefSeq and is a predicted model, not a curated record. Bases 1 to 564 code for a protein of 187 amino acids. The transcript has a single exon. Lineage: Eukaryota; Fungi; Ascomycota; Eurotiomycetes; Eurotiales; Aspergillaceae.
AUGCUCCCUCACAAAGACAACGAUCUCCCCUAUAUCCACCGCUAUAUCACCACCCACAGCACCGACGGCGAAGCAGUGUUUGUUUCCCACUCGCAAGUACCCGACUAUAUCCCAUCCACGCCAGCCGGUGAAGAUGGCGAAAUCGCCCUGCUAUACGCCACAACUAACGUCCCUACGUCUAUCGAUGACGAAGCCGAUGUGGCUAUGUACGAUGAAUUCUUGCACCAACCACCAGGGCUAACGCUUGGCUCCGGAACUGUUUUCCGGAUGAUCGACCUUCGUCCAGGCAAGGUCACCCCUAUGCAUCGGACCAUUAGCCUCGACUACGGCGUCGUACUUGAGGGCGAGGUCGAUCUUAUUCUCGACUCCGGGGCGAGUCGGCAUAUGCGUCGUGGCGAUGUGAGUGUGCAGCGUGGCACAGCGCAUUCGUUUCGCAAUCGCAGUAACUCAGAUUGGUGUCGGAUGAUAUUUGUGUUUUUGCCUAUACAGAAACUUAUUAUCAAAGGCCGGGAGCUAGAAGAAGAAGUAUAUAAUGAACAGUACGAAGCAUCGGCGAGUGAGUGA